Molecule: messenger RNA, 6286 nt
Organism: Neopsephotus bourkii (Bourke's parrot)
Lineage: Eukaryota; Metazoa; Chordata; Aves; Psittaciformes; Psittacidae
Gene: MTCL2
Product: microtubule crosslinking factor 2
Exons: 15
Coding region: 304-4842 (1512 amino acids)
Biological process (GO): insulin receptor signaling pathway; regulation of autophagy
Source: RefSeq, a predicted model, not a curated record
GGGUGCAAGGGGCUGGCGGGGCGCGGCGCGGCCAGGGCGAAGGGGCGGUGCCGCGGCGCGGAGACGGCGGCCACCGGGGCGAAGCGAUCGGGAGCGGGGCCGGGGCCGGGGCCGGUGGCCGGGCCCAGCCUGACCGACAGCAGCUCGGAGGUGUCGGACUGCAGCGCCUCCGAGGAGGCGAAGCUGCUCUCGCUGGAGCUGGGGCUCAGCGGCAGCGAUGGCGAGUCCCCGGGCAGCGCCCCGCCGCCGCCGCCCUCGGCCGGCGAGGCCUCGCCGCUGCCCGAGGAGCCCUCGGCCGCCUCCAUGGCCAGCAGCCGCCUGCAGCUCAGCACCUCGCUCGCCUUCUCCGACCUCACCGAGGAGCUGCUGGACGCCGGCACCGACGGGCUGCUCCGCGAGCUGGAGGACCUGCGCUCCGAGAACGACUAUCUCAAGGAUGAGGUCGAGGAGCUGCGCGCAGAGAUGCUGGAGAUGAGGGAUGUCUACAUGGAGGAGGACGUGUACCAGCUGCAGGAGCUCCGUCAGCAGCUGGACCAGGCCAGCAAGACCUGCCGCAUCCUGCAGUACCGGCUGCGCAAGGCGGAGCGGCGCAGCCUGCGCGUGGCACAGACCGGGCAGGUGGAUGGAGAGCUCAUCCACAGCCUCGAGCAGGACGUCAAGGUGGCCAAGGACGUGUCCGUGCGGCUCCACAAUGAGCUGGAGGCGGUGGAGAAGAAGAGGAUCCGGCUGGAGGAGGAGAAUGAGGACCUGCGCCAGCGGCUCAUCGAGACCGAGCUGGCCAAGCAGGUGGUGCAGAACGAGAUGGACAAGCUCCGAGAGAAUUCCCUGAAGAAGCGGGGGUCUCGCUCCAUCGGGAAGGCUGAGAAGAAACCAUCAGUGCAGGAGGACAGCGCAGACCUCAAGUGCCAGCUGCAUUUUGCCAAGGAGGAGUCGGCCCUGAUGUGCAAGAAGCUGACCAAGCUGGCCAAGGAGAACGACGGCAUGAAGGAGGAGCUGCUGAAGUACAGGUCCCUGUACGGGGACCUCGACAGCUCCCUCUCGGUGGAGGAGCUGGCUGACUCCCCCCACUCCCGGGAGGCCGAGCUGAAGGUCCACCUCAAGCUGGUGGAGGAGGAAGCCAACAUCCUCAGCCGCAGGAUAGUGGAGCUGGAGGUGGAGAACCGCGGGCUGCGGGCGGAGAUGGACGACAUGAAGGGCCAGGGGGACAGGGAGCUGCCGGCGCAGGACGCGCGGUUCCUGGCGGGCAUCGCGGGCUGCGGGGACACGGGGGACACGGUGGCGGAGCUGCGCCGGCACCUGCAGUUCGUGGAGGAGGAGGCCGAGCUGCUGAGGCGCUCGCUGCUGGAGCUGGAGGAGCAGAACAAGCUGCUCCUGAGCGAGCUGAGCAAGUACAAGUCGGAGCACGACCUGGACGUGACGCUGUCGGAGGACAGCUGCUCGGUGGUCAGCGAGCCCUCGCAGGAGGAGCUGGCCACGGCCAAGGUGCAGAUCAGUGAGCUGAGCGGCAAGGUGAAGAAGCUGCAGUACGAGAACCGCGUCCUGCUCUCCAACCUGCAGCGCUGCGACCUCGCCUCCUGCCAGACCACCCGGCCCAUGCUGGAGACGGACGCUGAGGCCGGUGACUCGGCGCAGUGCAUCCCCACCACCAGCUGGAGGGACGGCAGCGAAGCCGAUGUGCUCAGUGGUGGGAAGGUGCCCGAUGGUCCAGCCAAGCUGCUCAAGCCCAAGGAUUUGGAGACCUUGGUGGGCAUCCGGGACCAAGCGGUGCUUGUCAGCAAAGCGAUCAACAUCUUGAUUUCGGAUGCCAACGGCUUCACCUCUGGGCUGAAGGCUUGCUUGGACAACGAGUGUGUUGGGGGGCUGCUGGGCGAGGCGGUGGGCAGCGGAGGUGAGGGCCCCAGCGAUGCCAAGCUGAUGAAUGUGCUGCUCAUGCGGCUGGGGGUGCUCCAGCAGGACCUGGGCUGCUUCGUGAGGAAGGUGGAGCACCUCACUGGCAGCCCCAAGGAGCACACGGACUCUUUGAGCUUCUCCGGCCCCAGCAGCCACGACACCACCAAAGAGGGGCUGCAGAAGGAGCAUGCCUCCGACUUCCAGCAGCCUGAUUUUAGGGACGCCGACCCUUACCGCAUGCCCCACGCCAAGGACACGGACCCCACACAGCCCCGGAGCUACAGGACCUGCCGGCCUGAGGAGAAUGACUCCUACGCCACCGAGAUAAAGGAGCUGCAGCUGGUGCUGUCGGAGGCCAACGAGAGCCUGCGGGGGCUGCAGGAGCAGCUCUCCCAGGAGAGGCAGCUGAGGAAGGACGAGGUGGACAACUUCUCACAGAAGAUCUGCCAGCUGAAGGAGGACCACCAGAAAGCGCUGCUGCGGCGCGAGUUUGAGCUGCAGAGCCUGAACCUGCAGAGGCGUCUGGAGCAGAAGUUCUGGAGCCAGGAGAAGAACCUGCUGGUGCAGGAGUCACAGCAGUUCAGGCAGAGCUUCCUCCUGCUCUUCAUGAAGCUCAAGUGGUUCCUCAAGCGCUGGCGCCAGGGCAAGAUGGUGCACAGCGAGGGCGAGGACUUUUUGGAGGUGAACAGCAUGAAGGAGCUGUACCUGCUGCUGGAGGAGGAGGAGCUCGCCCCACAGCAGCAGGCAGACAACAAGAUGUGCACUGGGGAUGCCUGGACCCCCAGCACGCCCAACGAGUGCAUCAAGACACUGGCGGAAAUGAAGGGGACCCUGCAGGAGCUGUGCACAGAGCUGCGGGAGGAGCGGCGCGGGGCCAGUGAGCUCCAGCAGCAGUUCACCAAGGCCAAGGCUGCCUGGGAGAUGGAGCGCGCCGAGCUCAAGUGCCACAUCGCCCAGCUGGAGUCCAAGGCAGGCAAAGGGAUCACAGAGCGUGCGCUGCCGGAUUGGAAGGUGGCGUUGAAGAGGGAGCGCGAGGAGCACCAGCAUCUCCUAGCCGAGUCCUACAGCGCUGUCAUGGACCUCACCAAGCAGCUGCAGAUCAGCGAGAAGAACUGGAACCAGGAGAAGGUGGAGCUGCUGGCCCGCUUCAAGGAGGAGCAGCAGCAGGCAGAGCAGCAAGCGAAGGACCUGCAGAACAAAAUCAACCAGUUGCAGAAAGGAACCAACCCAUGGGCAUUGAAGCACUCUGAAAUGGAGAAGCACAGCAGCAACUGGAAAGAGGCUCUCAAUGAAAAAAUCACAGACAAAGAGACAAUCUCUGAAGCAGAAGCCAAGGGAACCAACCUCAAAAGGACCAAGUCUGUUUCCUCCAUGUCAGAGUUUGAAAGCUUGCUCGACUGUUCUCCCUACCUCCCUGGAAAGACCACGCCAGGCCUGGGCGACCACUCCCGGGCCAAAAAGGCAUCUGCAGCUGCCCAGCUGCUUCCCAACGGCAUCCGGGACAGCGCCGGCCUUCCUCCCUCCCGCUGUACGUAUGUGAACAUCGAGCAACCUGCCCCCGACAGCCUGGCCAAGGAGAAGCUGGGCAUCUCCUCCUGGGACUACUCGUGGGCACACAGCCUCUCUGCGCACAACCCAGCCCAGAAGCAGAUGCAGAGGAGCUACACAGCACCUGACAAGACGGGGAUCCGCAUCUACUACAGCCCGCCGGUGGUGCGGCGGCUGGAGGCGCCGCUGGUGCACAACAAGGAGGGCAAGAUCAUGAUUGAACCUGGCUUCUUGUUCACCAUGGCCAAGCCGAAGGAGCCGGAGGAGUCGGCCAGCGCUGAGAGCACCUACAGCCAGUGGCUCUGCAACUUCUCCAAGCAGCAGCGGGAGCUGCUGGACGCUGGCACAGUGGAGAGCGCGGUGCCACCAGUGCCCCGCUUCCCCCCAUCACUGCACGACCUGGAGAUCUCCGGCAACAUGAGCGAUGACAUGAAGGAGAUCACCAACUGCGUGCGGCAGGCCAUCCGCUCCAGCUCCCUGGAGAGGAAGGUGAAGAGCACCUCGAGCCAGACAGUGGGGCUGGCCCACGUGGGGACACAGACCAUCCAGAUGGUGAGCAUCGGGCUGCAGACCGACCUGCCGCGCGGCAGCAGCAUGCACAGCAAGAGCUGGUCCCCGCGCAGCUCCUCCCUCGUGUCCGUGCGCAGCAAGCAGAUCUCCUCCUCCCUGGACAAGGUGCACUCCAGGAUCGAGCGGCCGUGCUGCUCCCCGAAAUACGGCUCUCCAAAGCUCCAGAGGAGGUCCUCCUCCAAGCUGGAUGCGUCUAAGGACAGGAGCCUCUGGAACCUGCACCAGAGCAAGCAGAACGGCUCUGCCUGGGCCCGCUCCACCACCACCCGCGACAGCCCCGUCCUCAGCAACAUCAACGAUGGCUUGUCCAGUUUGUUCAGCGUGGUGGAGCACGCGGGCAGCACCGAGUCCAUCUGGAAGCCGGGCUGCCCUGAGAGCAGCCGGGCCAAGCCCGAAGCACCCAAGUACGGCCUCGUGCAGGAGUUCUUCAGGAACGUGUGCGGGCGGGCGCAGAGCCCCACUGCCCCCCCGGAGAAGAAGGAGACCCCAGGGGAGGAGGGCAGCAAGAGAGCCGAGCACCCCGGCCCGGCCCCCCACCACCCGGCAGAGAGCAUCUCCCGCGGCUUGAACAAGAAGGUGCUCAAGCAGAGCAGCUGCGAGGACCCCAAACCCUCGUCCCCCGGGCAGGGGGGUAAGGACGCAGCCCUGCGGGACCCCGACCUCAUCUCGGCCAUAGCCAGCGAGGACAUGGCGUGUGACUGCAGCUCCCAGUCCCUCACCUCCUGCUUUGCCCGGCCAUCCCGCUCUGCGGUCCGCCAUUCCCCAUCCAAGUGCAAACUGCACCCUGCGGACCCCCCCAGGGCGGAGGAGAAGCUGGGGGCCUCGAGUGAGUGAGGCCGGGGGCCGGAGGCCGCAGUGUGCCUGCUAUCCAUGCUCCAGCCGGGACAGCGCCUGCGCUGACGCCCUGCGGGGCCCUGCUCGGGAGCGGUGUGGGCACAUCUGUCUCCUGACUGUCCCCUCGCCUCUGGGGACGCUUGGGAAGCAGAUGUGGAGCCAGAGGCAGAGGCUGCCGGUAGCCCUUGGGGUGCAUGGUGACAUCCACCGUGGUGGCUGCUUCACCUCCCGUCUGCGUGAGACGCGCUCCCAUGGCACUGCUGCCAGCACUGGGGGGGUCCUCAAUGGUGCUGAUCCCUCUGGGAACAUCAGCUGAGACCCCACCAUGCCGAGGGCUCGUUGGGGCCUGGAAAGGGGAGAGCAGCCAGGGGGGCUGCUUGUGUAAAUAGGGCAGGGCUGGGGGGAAGCACGGUGGGGACCCUGGAUGGAUGCAGCAGAUGGGGGCACGAUGCCGUGUUGGCCCUGCAGCUGCUGCCAGUGCUGCCCACCCUGCGGGAGCUCCAGCGCAUCCCUGCCAGCCCCCAUUGCAGUGCGGUUGCAUCAGCCUGGACCGCACGUGCUUCCCGGGCAGGAAGGAGGCGGGGAAGGUCCCUGCGGUCACCCAGGCUGGGCUGGGCUGGGCUGGAUGCGGGGCCCUCCCUGGCCACCCUUCUGCUCUGGGGGGGCUGCUGAGGUCCUGCAGUGCCGGGAAGGGCCCGGGUGUCCCCCUGGAUCAUCCGGAUGCAGAUGGGGUGUCUGGGUGCACAGUGCAGGGAGAUGCAGCGUGUGCCUCUGUGCGUGCACACUGAUGUGUGUGUAUCUCCUGCCACCUCCACGAGGGGCCACGGCUGUGGUGCCCCCCUGCACUGCACCCACCCCCCUGCCUGGGGCCACCUGUAGUUAUUUGCUCCUCCAAGUGCUGAAUAUCCAUACUUCUCUUUCUUUAUUUCCUUUCUUUUUCUCUUCCCCUCCCCUUUGGCUCUGCCCAACUCCAGACAGCCUGCAAUGUAAAACCAAGUGCAUUUUACAGACACCGAAUGGAGCUGCCUGGGACGUGCACCAAUUGCAUUAAGAGAUUGUGGGGUGGGAGCUGUGCGUGGUCCCCGGUCACCACCAGCAAAAGCCUUACCUGGGGAGGGAGGGGGCAGCAGCCACGGCCCCCCAUGGCAGUGCAGAGCUCACAGAGCAGCCCCGGGAGAGGACAGCAAUCCUGGAGGCAGCUCCCUGACCUAUUUCCAAGCUGCUGCCAAGGCCAGGCAGGGAUUCAGGGAGCUGGAGCUGCCUGUAGGUGCCUCCAGGGGCUCAGUGCAGUGCUCUAGGGCUCUGUACCCUGCUCUAGGGCUCAGUGCAUUGCUCUGGGGCUCUGUACCCUGCUCUAGGGCUCUGUACACUGCUCUAGGGCUCAGUGCAUUGCUCUGGGGCUCCAUACACAGCUCUAGGGCUCUGUACACAGCUCUAGGGCUCU